AGAAAAUCAAAGUAUUUUUCACCUGGAAGAUUCGCCCAUCUUCGUUUUAUUAUUACCCAUUGCCUUUCCACCUGCCAUGGCGUCCUUCUCCCCUCUUGACAGUUACAAAGCACGCAGCCGAGGCCUGAUGCCGACGGGCAUCGUCAUCGACAAGUCAUGCCGCGUGUACGUGACGCAGAUUCCUCUCGAGCGCAUCGAGCGUGACGGCGCCAACGCGAUGAAGGCGGAGUUCGAAGUUUACGGCCCGCUCGAGUCGUAUAAAAUGUUCACCGACCGCUCCGGCCGCUUCGUGGGCAGCGCCCUCUGCACCUACCGCAACCCGGCAGAUGCCUCCAUGGCCAUCUACUGCAUGGACGGCGUCGAGGUGGAAAGCUCCACCCUGCACGUCGAGCCGGCCAAGGAGCACGGCGUGGUACUGCUCUCCGGCAGCAGCGGCAACAGCAGCAACAACCGCGAUCACAGUCGCGGGUUUCUGCGUGACACGCGCUGGCAGUCCGCGCGUGGUGGCCGUGGUGGAGACGGGGCACGGUGGCUGAACGCGGGGGGUGCGGGGGACGGGGAGGGGACAAAGGCGAACGGCACAGACGGGUCGGCCACGUCAUUUCCGCACGGCGAAAGUAUGGACAACGAACAGGCAGAAGGCCCCGUCAGCGGCGACGGCUUUGGUGCCUCGGCCUCCGAGGAGGAAGGGAAGUGGAGCCACGACAAAUACGAGCUCAUCGCAGAGGGGAGAGACAUGGACGAGGUCCUUGGCAUCCGUCGCCCGAUGCGUGGUGGGGCGCGUGGCCGCGGUGGCGGUCGCGGUGGCGGCAUGGCAGGUCAGCGUAGUGGCGAUCGAGUGGCCAUGGCGUUUGAGAGGUACAUUCACGAGCGAGACGUGGCGGUGGAGGACAAGUCGUUGCCGCCACCGCCCGCCUACACCGAUGCGGUCGCAGAGACCCCCACGGACGCCAACACUGCGGUGGCCAGUGCGGCUGAAAACGUAGAGACAAUGGGGGAAAUCGCCUUUGGCGAGGAUGAACCGACGACGACGGUGACAGGCAAAGAGUUCGGUGCGCUGCCGGGGGAAGCGAAGGAGGAAGCUUAG
Messenger RNA from Leptomonas pyrrhocoris, 1087 nucleotides. RefSeq lists its product as hypothetical. The transcript has a single exon. Gene Ontology annotation, molecular function: RNA binding. NCBI's taxonomy places the organism in Eukaryota, Euglenozoa, Kinetoplastea, Trypanosomatida, Trypanosomatidae. The coding region runs from base 77 to 1087 and encodes 336 amino acids. The record is from RefSeq and is a predicted model, not a curated record.